Messenger RNA from Prunus dulcis (almond), 1019 nucleotides. Its product is annotated as poly [ADP-ribose] polymerase tankyrase-1. The coding region runs from base 98 to 838 and encodes 246 amino acids. Gene Ontology annotation, biological process: regulation of gene expression. Gene Ontology annotation, molecular function: protein binding. The record is from RefSeq and is a predicted model, not a curated record. Lineage: Eukaryota; Viridiplantae; Streptophyta; Magnoliopsida; Rosales; Rosaceae. Gene Ontology annotation, cellular component: nucleus. The transcript has 2 exons.
ACAGAAAGAAAAUAGUAGAGGGUUUCGCGUUUCAGACAUCUUGCAGCACUCAAAUUCAAUUGUUUUUGGGAGCGUCCGCAUACUGGAGAAAAGGGAAAUGGGAAAUCCACAGAAGUCGAGUAGUUGGAGCCAAAAUCUUCAUACAGCGGCAAGGUCCGGUGAUCUAACUGCAGUACAGGCAAUUCUCAGCUCCAAUCCUUUGGCCGUCAAUUCUAGAGAUAAGCACUCCAGAACUCCACUACAUUUAGCAGCAUGGUCUGGGCAAACAGAGGUGGUGAAUUUUCUGUGUAGCCACAAGGCUGAUGUUGGUGCUGCUGCUAUGGACGACAUGGGUGCUAUACACUUUGCUGCCCAAAAGGGACAUUUAGAGGUUGUUCGCACUCUCCUUUUAUCUGGGGCUUCUGUCAAAGCUUACACUCGUAAAGGCCUCACUCCACUGCAUUAUGCUGUUCAAGGGGCCCAUGUAGAGCUUAUCAAAUAUUUGGUAAAGAAAGGUUCAAAUCUCAGUGCGAAGACAAAAGCAGGGAAGACCCCUCUUGAUCUUGCUAGCAGUGACGAAGUCCGCUCGUGUUUGAAAGAGUGUGAACGGUUAUCUGAGAAAGGAGGUCUGAAUGAAAAACAGAAAGAUGAAGAAUCUGAUCCAAAGACAUCCCUGCAGGAAGAAGUGAAAUCGGAAGGUGAAGCUGCAAAUUCUGGGAAUGAUAAACCGGCUGAAGAUGAAAGUCUGAAGAGGAAGGCAGAAAAAGAUGAUUCUGAGGAAGCGUCUGGGGAACGGAAAAAGCCACGAGUUGUAUUGAAUCAUCUUCUAAGUGCUGAUGAUACGCAAGACGAGGAAUGAAGCUUCUAAAGGAGACUAGUAUGGUAUAAUGACUUUAAUCAAGCAGCUAACUGCUAUACUGACUCAUAUCAACAUGUAGCUCUUUGUACUAUUAUAUAAUUUCAUCGGUUCAUGAUUGUUGAAAAGUAUAUUGGUUUUUUUCUUUUCUUCCAUCUUUCCAAUUGAAAACUUGUUCUAGUCA